Chiloscyllium plagiosum (whitespotted bambooshark) is the source of this 1248-nucleotide messenger RNA. The record is from RefSeq and is a predicted model, not a curated record. NCBI's taxonomy places the organism in Eukaryota, Metazoa, Chordata, Chondrichthyes, Orectolobiformes, Hemiscylliidae.
CCUUCCCCAGGUUCUGAAGGAGAAGGCUCUGUCUGCAGCAUCCAUGCCUGCCCAAAGGGCACCGAGUGAAGUGUGUGGAGACUCCAACAAUGUCAGUCAUAGAAAUGACGUUGAACUAACCGAACUCCUGGAGGAGAAAUCUGAUUCCCAGGCCGGAGGAGAUUCAGCAGCGGGCAUGGGAUUCCAAACUGACUCGACAACACAGCCUGAAGAAGAAGAGGAAGAGGAGGUGCGAGUGCUAACUCUGCCACUGCAGGCCCAUCAUGCAAUGGAGAAGAUGGAGGAGUUUGUAUACAAGGUUUGGGAGGGUCGUUGGCGGGUAAUCCCUUAUGACGUACUCCCAGACUGGCUGAAGGACAAUGAUUAUUUGCUGUAUGGCCACAGGCCACCUAUGCCAUCAUUCCGAGCCUGUUUCAAGAGUAUCUUCAGGAUCCACACAGAGACUGGGAACAUCUGGACACAUCUGCUGGGUUUUGUCUUCUUCCUGUGCCUGGGAAUUCUGACCUUGCUGAGGCCAAACAUGUACUUCAUGGCCCCUCUGCAGGAGAAGGUCGUCUUUGGCAUGUUCUUCCUGGGAGCUGUUCUUUGCCUCAGCUUCUCCUGGCUCUUCCACACGGUCUACUGUCACUCCGAGAAAGUUUCCAGAACGUUCUCCAAACUGGACUACUCUGGAAUCGCCUUGCUUAUCAUGGGGAGCUUUGUGCCCUGGUUAUAUUACUCCUUUUACUGCUCUCCCCAGCCCCGACUCAUCUACCUCGGCAUUGUUUGUGCUCUGGGAAUAUCAGCCAUCAUUGUCGCUCAGUGGGAUCGAUUUGCCACUCCCAAACAUCGGCUUACAAGAGCAGGUGUGUUUCUUGGUCUUGGCCUGAGUGGAAUUGUCCCCACUCUCCAUUUUACGAUCGCUGAGGGGUUUGUCAAAGCGACAACUGUUGGACAGAUGGGCUGGUUCUUCCUGAUGGCUGCAAUGUAUAUCACCGGGGCUGGGUUAUAUGCCGCUCGGAUUCCAGAACGAUUCUUCCCUGGCAAAUGUGAUAUAUGGUUCCAGUCACAUCAGCUAUUCCACGUCUUGGUGGUAGUCGCAGCCUUUGUUCACUUCCAUGGCGUUUCCAACCUGCAGGAAUUCCGAUAUGGGCUAGAAGGCGGCUGCACAGAUGAUUCCCUCCUCUGAAACCAGGGACUGCUGCACAGAGUUCUCUAACAACACAGCCUGAAGUGCAUUGAAACUUUUCUCUUCAUUUUAUUUCUUUU